UGCCUAUAUUUCUGAAAUUUAAAGUUCAAAUAUUAAUGUUUCCUUCUUCAGUUCAAUCAAACCGAGACGCCUGCAAGAUUCCUCAUGUCACUGCUACGCUCUUUCAAAGAAGCACUGAAACCCUGCAGUAAAAAACCUUCCUUUUCAUCAUCGUUUUCACAAUCCUCGUUAUCCCAAGAAGAGCCUGAACCAACCGUAAUAAACCAGAGGAAACCCCCCAAAUCCUCGCUUUCACGGCAGCUUCAACGCCUCGAACACGACUAUUUCCCUUCAACGCAGGAAUCCCAUUACAAAAACCCUAAAUUCCCAUUGACCCAAGUCAAAAACAAUGGUCAUAAUCAAGAAGAAGAAGAGGCUGAGGAGGAAGUUGUCAAAGAAUUUGGGAGACCCGAAUUAGGUCGGGUUCAGUUUGAGGAUACGGGUCCUUAUGAGCCGUUGGCAUUGUCUUCCGAUGGUGAAUUCCCAAUUAUACAGGUGCCUGCAUAUAUUAACUGCAGGUUGCUUGCCCAUCAAAGAGAGGGAAUCAAGUUUUUAUACAGGCUGUACAAAAACAACCAUGGGGGCAUUCUUGGUGACGACAUGGGACUUGGCAAGACAAUCCAGACAAUCGCAUUUCUCGCUGCUGUAUAUGGAAAAGAUGAGGAAUAUGGCGACUCCAGACCAGUAAAGGAAAACCAGGUUGAACAAAAAGGACCUGUAUUAAUAAUCUGUCCCACUUCUGUCAUCCAUAAUUGGGAGUGUGAAUUCUCCAAAUGGGCACCCUUUAAUGUUUCUAUUUACCAUGGGUCAAGCCGCGAAUUAAUUCUUGAGAAGCUACAAGCCAAUGGAGUUGAAGUUCUGGUUACUAGUUUUGACACGUUCAGAAUUCAUGGCAAUCUUUUGUCAGAGAUCAAUUGGGAGAUUGUGAUUGUUGAUGAAGCACACCGCCUAAAAAAUGAAAAAUCAAAACUUUAUAUAGCAUGUUUAGAGAUUAAGACUUGCAGACGAAUUGGUCUUACAGGAACCAUCAUGCAGAACAAAAUUAUGGAACUCUUUAACCUCUUUGACUGGGUUGCUCCUGGAUCCUUGGGAACAAGGGAACAUUUUCGGGAGUUUUAUGAUGAACCCCUCAAACAUGGCCAGAGGUCAACUGCUCCUGAAAGAUUUGUUCGGGUAGCUGAUGAGCGUAAACAGCACCUGGCAGCAGUACUCCAUAAAUAUAUGCUACGAAGGACGAAAGAGGAGACUAUUGGACAACAUAUGUUGGGAAAGGAAGAUAAUGUUGUAUUUUGUGCCAUGAGCCAAUUGCAAAAACGGGUGUAUCAGAGAAUGUUGCAGCUGCCAGACAUCCAAUGUCUUGUAAACAAGGACCUGCCCUGUAGUUGUGGAAGCCCACUUAAACAAGGGGAAUGUUGUAAGAGGACUGUGCCUGAUGGAAUUAUAUGGCCUUACCUUCAUAGGGACAUCCCAGAGGGUUGUGAUUCAUGCCCUUUCUGCCUUGUCCUUCCCUGCCUUGUCAAGCUGCAACAGAUUAGCAAUCACUUGGAGCUUAUUAAGCCUAAUCCAAGGGAUGAACCGGAAAAACAAAGAAAAGAUGCAGAAUUUGCCUCUGCAGUCUUUGGUCCAGAUAUUGAUAUGGUGAGAGGGAAUGGCCCAAGUAAGAGCUUUAUGGAUUUAAGUGAUACUAGAUAUUGUGGCAAGAUGAGGGCCUUGGAAAAUUUAAUGUCCUCAUGGGCUUUGAUGGGUGACAAAAUCCUUCUUUUUAGCUACUCUGUCAGGAUGCUCGAUAUAUUGGAAAAGUUUCUUAUACGAAAAGGCUUUUGCUUUUCAAGACUUGAUGGAUCUACUCCAACUAACAUGCGCCAGUCUCUUGUUGAUGAGUUUAACUCAUGUCCAAGCAAACAAGUGUUCCUUAUAUCAACCCGAGCUGGUGGGCUUGGAUUGAAUCUUGUAAGUGCUAAUCGCGUGGUUAUAUUUGAUCCAAAUUGGAACCCUGCCCAAGAUUUACAGGCCCAGGACAGAUCAUUUCGUUUUGGACAGAGGCGGCAUGUUGUAGUUUUCCGCCUUCUUGCAGCUGGUUCCCUUGAGGAACUUGUAUAUUCACGUCAGGUGUAUAAGCAGCAGCUAUCAAACAUUGCCGUCUCUGGAAAAAUGGAAAAAAGAUACUUUGAAGGUGUGCAGGACUGUAAGGAAUUUCAAGGCGAGCUUUUUGGAAUCUGCAAUCUGUUUCGUGAUCUUUCAGAUAAAGUUUUCACUAGUGAAAUUCUUGAAUUACAUGAAAAGCAAUGGGAGCACCAUACCGAUAAGCAUGAAUCGAUCAAUCUAGGGGUCCUUCCAACUCCAUUGGAAGGAAGUGAAACAUUGUCAUCAGUGUCCAAGAAUUUGCAUCCUAGGACCAUAGAGAGUGCUGCUGCUGGUAAACCAGUCCUUGAAGACUUGGGUAUCUUGUAUGCCCAUCGUAACGAAGAUAUUGUCAACAAUAGACCUGGGAUACACCAGAAAAUAGUACUCAUUACUAAUGACAAUAACCCGAGAAUAGAUGCAAAUGCUUCACGGAAACGGAAAACAUAUGGGGAGGAAAAAGCUGCCUCAAGUAGAGGCAAGAAAAAGAUUCAAUACGGUGGCCUGGCGCAGAUCAAGGGCAUGAGACUGGUUGAGUUCAGUAAGUGGGUACUCUCUGCUACAGCUUCGGAGAGGGAGAGUUUGCUUCAGGACUACAAAAGAAGAAAAAAAGAGACAUCAAAUGGUUGAAACAGAGUGUUGGCAAGCACAAUCAUGAACUUGUAAAUAAACAGAUUUGGUGAUAUCUAACAUAAGUUUAGGACUGAAUCUCAAACCUUGCAUUGUCUUUGUACCAAAAUAAACAAGUUUUCACUUUUCACAAUGUACAAUACAAAUUGACUGUAGGGCGUUGCUCAGAUGGAGAGGCACAAGAAUUUAUAUGUGUACUUUUUGAAUACUUUCCCAUGUAAUAUUUAACAUCAUUUGUUCC
Messenger RNA from Hibiscus syriacus, 2971 nucleotides. Its product is annotated as switch 2. The record is from RefSeq and is a predicted model, not a curated record. Gene Ontology annotation, molecular function: ATP binding; ATP-dependent chromatin remodeler activity. Bases 85 to 2730 code for a protein of 881 amino acids. Lineage: Eukaryota; Viridiplantae; Streptophyta; Magnoliopsida; Malvales; Malvaceae. The transcript has 9 exons.